This is a messenger RNA of Pelobates fuscus (common spadefoot toad), 743 nucleotides long. RefSeq lists its product as uncharacterized. The transcript has 4 exons. The record is from RefSeq and is a predicted model, not a curated record. Lineage: Eukaryota; Metazoa; Chordata; Amphibia; Anura; Pelobatidae. The coding region runs from base 42 to 743 and encodes 233 amino acids.
CAUGGCGUGAACAUGCAGUCACCUAGUGACACGUGUGUAAAAUGUCAAAAUCUGAUGUAAUAAAACUAUGCGUUGGGAUAAUUAUUGUCCUUAUUAUUUGCAUUCCUGAAAUGAUCAAGACUGUGAAAGAAAACUCUGUAAUGUUGUCCUGUACAGAUACUCUUCUCAGCAAAGGAUCGCACUCUUCUAAAAUGGUAAACGUCUCUUUCGUGUGUAUAUUACAAAAGAAUGAGGACAACUUCACACAUGAUCAACUGGAAUCUUUCAUGAGUGAUAAACGGACAAUAUCUGCCACCAUUGUCAGAAGGUGUGUCAACAUGUCACAUAUUCACUCUAAGCAGUUUAAUUCUGCUCCAGGACAAAGUGUGCACGAGGAAAGGAAGGCCAAAGAUGACAUAAAUCGCUUAAUGGAAAUGAAAGGAAAAUAUCGGAUUUCUUCCUACGAGAAGUUUCACGUUAUUUUAGUGAGUUCUGAAGAAGAUACCCAACCUUCAGCAUCAAACAUCGAAAUCUACAUUGCCAAUGUUAGUGGACACAAUCCGACAACAGAUGCAAUAUCGUCUUAUCUACCCGAUGAGCUAAGGAGCUACGACAUGAUUAAUAUAUCACUACAGUUUUAUAGUAACACUCCAUAUUUCACAAGCACACUUGGGAUCGUCUGGCUGUGUCUGCUGCCACUUAUUUUUAUUUGUGCAUUAUUCAUGUUUAUAUAUAAAAUGUCGACUCAAAACAGAGAUUGGUAA